AUGCUUUCUUAUCGCUUGCCAGAGCUAUCUUCAGAUUCCUUAGAUCUUUCUGUAAUCAACGAUCCUUAUGAUACUCUUAUAGAAAUCCAUGAUAGAACAUCCGGCGAUAUCAAGGAUUUCAAUGCGCAUUCAAGCGUGCUCCGUAGAAGAUGCGAAUAUUUUAAGGUUGCUUUAUCAGAAAAAUGGACAAGAAAAAUUGAUGAUAAGUAUAAGCUAAGAUUGGAUGGUUCAUCUGAUGCCUUUGAAAUAAUAUUAAAGGGUAUCUGUAGCGGAACGAUCAUUUUGAAAAAUCUGAACACGGAUAUUUUGAUGGAAUUAAUGCUGGCAUCCGAUAUUCUUCUCCUCCAUGAGUUUUUCGACUUAUUAAGAUCCAAAUUAAAUGAAAAAAGAGAUAUAAACAAGAACUGGUGUGAUGAAGAUAUUAUUUCUAUAUUACGAACCUCUUAUCGCAUUGCAUCCGCUCAAGACCUCUAUUUACUUUGUCAAGAUAUCGUGGCAGAAAGGCCAUUGAUUUUAUUUGAAUCUCCAACAUUUCCAUCGAUUGACGAGGAAAUAUUGCUGAGUAUCUUAAAGCUGGACGCGAUUUACUUGCCCGAAAUAAUAAUUUUUAAUAAAUUGAUCGAGUGGGGCAUUGCAAACACCCCCGAUUUCGAUACUUUAACCGAUAACACAUCUCAGAUCAAUGCAUUGGGAGUUACUUUAGAGAAGGGGUUGCCACUGAUUCGAUACGUCAACUUGAGUAAUGAAGAAGAGUUGACAAUUCUCAAGUUUGAACAAAUAUUGCCAGAAGUUCGAUACCAACUUCCACGUCGCAUUAAUUCACCUAUUGAACCAAGAAUUAUUAGUAGCAGAUUUGCUGGAUUAAUUGCGACAUGGAUUGACAGAAAGAAUCCUAUUGAAGCCCCAUACACCGCAUCUAAUAAUCCAUUUCAGUUUAGGCUUGUGUUUCGUAUGGACGAUCAGACAACCUUCUAUCAAGAACACCAUAAAUAUUACAAUAAAUCCUCAGAUAGAUCUUUACCAACAAUGAAAUGUCACCACGGACCUUCGCUAAUGAUAAUGAAGCUUAAAAGCUCCGGAAAAAUAAUUGGUGCCUACAAUCCUAUCGAUUGGAAGCAAGAUUUACCAAAGAAUGUAUAUCUUUGUACUUCAGAAAGUUUUCUUUUUUCAAGUGAAGAUAUGUAUGGAACAAAUCAUCGGUUAAGCAGAGUUCGUGAUUUUGAUCACGCAAUUUGUCUAGAGGGUGUAAAUCCCAGUGGUGUGCUAUUAAAAUUUGGUGAAGAUUUAAUAAUUUCUAAGAAAUAUUCUUUCAGUAAUGUCAGUUGUUAUGUUAAGAACGGAUUUUAUGAGCAACCAACUAUAAUGGAUGAAGGCAGCUAUGAGAUUGAACAAUGGGAGAUUUAUAGAGUCAGUAGAAAAGAUGGCCAACCUAUGAUGGUGAUAGACGAAGUUAAACAUCAAGUUCCACCUCGCAUUAAUCCACUUGAAAUAAGGAUUAUUGAUAGCGAGUUUGUUGGAUUGAUUGCGACAUGGAUUGACAGAGAGGACCCUAUGAAAGCUCAGUACACUGGAUCUAAUAUACCAUUCCAAUUUACGCUUUUAUUUCGUAUGAACGAUAAUACAACUUUCUAUGAAGAACAUAAUAAAUAUUAUAACCAAUCAACAGGUAGAUUAUUACCAACAAUGAAGUGUCAUCAUGGACCUUCACUGAUGAUCAUGAAACUUAAAAAUUCAGGAAAGAUAAUUGGAGCUUAUAAUCCCAUCAAUUGGAAACAAAGAUCAAGUGAUGAUGAAUAUGUAUAUACGAAAGAUAGCUUUAUUUUUUCAAGUGAAGAUAUACAUGGAUCAAAUCAUCGGUUAAGCCGUGUUAUGAAAGAUUUUUAUCAUGCAAUUGGUGCAAAUAAGAUUACUUCUCGCUCGCAUUAUUCAGAUAUCGAAGUCCUCAAAGGUAUACUUUUAAGUUUUGGCGGUUUAGGAUUUGUUUAUGAUGAAGGACGUAGGACGGAUCCUUGUGUUAUCUGUCGUGUUAGGCACGAUGAAUCUUAUGAGCAACCAACUAUAAUAGCUGAAGGCGAUUACAAAAUUGACGAAUGGGAAAUUUUUAGAGUCACUAGAAAAGAUAAUUUUGUUCCAUCUCAACUAUAUUCACCUAUUGAACCAAAAAUCAUUAAUAGCAGAAAAAAUAGUGUAGUGCCAUUUCGAAUUGAUUCACCUUUUGUUGGAUCAACUGAACUUAUUAACAACAGUUUUGCUAGAUUGAUUGCGAAAUGGAUUGAUGGAGUAGAUGAUUCAUAUACCAAUUUUGACAUGCCAUUCCAAUUUACACUUUUGUUUCGCAAGGGCAAUGAUAGAACUUUGUAUAGUAAAUAUUAUAACCAAUCAACAUAUAGAGAAUUGCCAACAAUGAAAUGCCACCACGGACCUUCACUAAUGAUAAUGAGGGUUAAAAAUUCUGGAAAAAUAAUUGGUGCCUAUAAUCCUAUUAAUUGGAAGCGAGAUUUAACAAAUUGUAAGAAUAAAUAUGUUCACACAUCGGAAAGUUUUAUUUUCUCGAGUGAAGAUAGGUCUGGAACAAAUCCUCAAUUAAGCCGAGUUAAAAAUUUUGAUAAAGCGAUGUCUCAGGUGAACAUAUAUCCCAAUGGCAUGCUGUUGAAAUUUGGUGAAGAUUUGGGCUUUAUUUAUGAUCAUGGAAAUUUACAUACUGAUGAGCCAGAUUAUGGAAUGGAGGACGACGUUAGAUUUCCUCGUGUCUUUUGUUACGUUAAAGAAAAUGGAUUUUAUGAACAACCAGCUAUAUUACCUAAAGGCAACUAUGAGAUUGAUCAAUGGGAAGUAUUCAGAGUCAUUAGAACGGAUAACCAAUAA
Messenger RNA from Ambispora leptoticha, 2865 nucleotides. The record is from the annotation of a GenBank genome assembly. Lineage: Eukaryota; Fungi; Glomeromycota; Glomeromycetes; Archaeosporales; Ambisporaceae.